This is a messenger RNA of Didymodactylos carnosus, 291 nucleotides long. The record is from the annotation of a GenBank genome assembly. NCBI's taxonomy places the organism in Eukaryota, Metazoa, Rotifera, Eurotatoria, Philodinida, Philodinidae.
AUGCCAAACCCACAGGGGUGCAGGAGGAGGCGGUUCGAUCUUCGCCAUCAAGAAAUGUUUCUCCAGCGUCUGAAAGAACAAGAACUCUCUACAGCCAAAACCGGGAUUCGGUACGGUCGAAGCCGGUUGGUUGCAAAAGAACAUUCAAUUCCAGCGCUAGAAGAAAGUUUAAUUCUAGAAUUAUUCAAGGCAAAAACAAUUGAAGAAGCAAAACAAUUAAUUCGAGAUGGUCAUUUUCAAGAGAAGAAACGAGAGUACGAGAGGGGAAUAGAUGCGAAUUUUCAAACUUAA